Molecule: messenger RNA, 2292 nt
Organism: Archocentrus centrarchus (flier cichlid)
Lineage: Eukaryota; Metazoa; Chordata; Actinopteri; Cichliformes; Cichlidae
Gene: vamp3
Product: vesicle-associated membrane protein 3 (cellubrevin)
Exons: 5
Coding region: 114-422 (102 amino acids)
Biological process (GO): vesicle-mediated transport
Cellular component (GO): membrane
Source: RefSeq, a predicted model, not a curated record
CCCUGAAAGCAGCCAGAUAACCACUGGUACGACUCCGGGGACUGUUACGGCUUGACAGCGAGCUCACAGGCGAGAAUCAGCGGCUGUGUCGUUUGAGGAAAUUUCAUAUCACAAUGUCAGCUACUGGUCCAGAAGGUUCUGGCGCAGCGUCCAGUAACAAGCGCUUGCAGCAGACGCAGGCCCAGGUGGAUGAGGUGGUGGAUAUUAUGCGUGUUAAUGUGGACAAAGUUCUGGAACGUGAUCAGAAGCUGUCUGAGCUGGAUGACAGAGCUGAUGCUCUCCAGGCUGGAGCCUCCCAGUUUGAGACCAGUGCAGCUAAGCUGAAAAGGAAGUACUGGUGGAAGAACUGCAAGAUGUGGGCCAUCCUGAUAGCUGUCAUAGUGAUCAUCAUCGUCAUCAUUAUUAUUUGGAAUUAUUCAUAAAAGAGCAACAGGAGGAGGGGUAGAGGACACGAUAAAGAAGAAAAGUGGAGCCAUGUGACGCGUCUCAGAGGAGCUCCACACUUUCCACCUCUACAGGGGUCUUCAUUCCUUGUCCUGGAUUGUGCGUGUGUGAGUGUGUGAGAGAGAUUGCUUGUGUGGCUCCUGUCACAGUUUUAACCAAUAACAUUACAAAAUCCCAGACAUUAUUAGGAUGCCAUGCCACAUACCAAAGAAAACCAAAAUGUAUGUAUAGAAACGUGUUAAUAGCUUGAAGGAAAACUCAACUAAAUCAACUCUGUGGCAUAGCACACACACACACACACUCAAACCUUAAGACUAGAAAUGAAGAAUAUUGUUAUAAACUCUCCUCUACUUGCAUUUUUAUAUUUUAUUAACAGUUUUGAUUGUGUGUGCCAGGCUAAGAGAAGUGCCUUUGAGGAUUAGCUGUUCAGUGCUAUCAUUUAGAUUCCUGCAUAUGGAGUAAGAGGUGCCCCUUCCCAGAUUAACUUCUUUCUGCUCUUGAAGAGUGUAACACCAGUUUUUUUUUUCAUCUGUCUCUCUGGGUAUUUUUUUUUUUUUUUCCUUUUUUAAAAAUUUGGUCAGCUUUGCAAAUAUUAGUUGACUAAUGGGAUCUAAUUACUCAAUUUAUUUCUACACAUGGUUAAGUGCUGAUCAGAUCCACUGUUUAAGGUGUUAGGACUGAAUAAAAGUCAUUCUGACAAUACAAAGCUUACAUACUGUUGAACCACCUGGCUACACCUAUUCCUGUUCAUAUUACUUGCAGGCAGAACUUAGGAUGCAGUAAAAGCUAGCGUGAGCUUGUGUUUAGAUUGAGUGCCUAUAUGCUAUGACCAGCAUCCUCACAGCCUGACAAAGCUGCCAUAAAAUGUUAAAAAUACACAGAAGUGCCACCAUGGGAAUAAAGAGAAUAAUUAUCUCAAUUAGUUGCUCAUAAGCACAGAAAAUUUGCCUUUAUGUAAUAAUAAAGAUCAAACAAUUAAGAAAACCUGCAGUUUAGUUUUAGACUUUAAUAGGGUGUCUCCAAUGGAGAGCAGCCAAAAAUACAGCCAUACCUUCUAAACGCGUGUACCAGCCAGAGAACGAGGAGUGCCUUCUGAGUUUCUGACUGUCCAGCAGAUACUGUGCAGCUAGCCUGUGCAAUCAGUUGAACUUAACCUUUAAUAAAGUCUUUUGUUUUGUCACACUGUCGUUGAUCCAUUCUUGUUAAUGCAAAAUGCUUCUAACAUGCCAAAUUUCAUAUAUAUCUUACAGUAGCUUUUAUUUGCAUUUGGUUAAAUGUCGAACUGAUCAAAGUGAGACUACAGAUCAUUUGCUGCGGUGCUCAAGUCUGCUGCUGAGCAUUAUGGGUGUUUGAGAGUGGAAAGCGUUUGUUGUGCCAUGGCAUUGUGAUACAUUUGAUACUAACACUGGAUUUGGGAUUACUUUGUGUAUUAUUUUCACUCUGGUAUUUAUAACUCCCAGAAGACUGUUUAGGUUACAGUUUCAGUAAUUUUUAAGACUUAUUUGCUUUUUGACCCUCAUACUGCUUGCGUGAUACUGAUACAGAAAUAAACACUAACACAAAUAUGAAGUCACCCUUUUUUCUUUUUUUAAUGCAUGUAGAUAUAGCUGGAUUGUAGCCAUGACUUAAAUUUGUAGGCAGUAAAAUGCUUCUGCAGGCCAUCCUUUUAUCAAGUAUACAUGGAAUUGUCAUUUUUAUUUUAUUUUAUUUUAUUUUAUUUACACACAGCAGUUUAAGAUCUUAUAACUUCCAAGCUUUUCUCACCUGGGAAUGUAUGUGGAAAUAUGUGCAAUUCUGCUCCAUGGUCCCAAAUGUAUUUGGCUUGAAUAAAACUGGUAUUAAAUCAAA